AUGCACCAUCACCAAGAUGACCAUUGCUCAUUAGUUAAAAGCAAACUUUUCUUAUUAGAAGAUAUCACAUUCAAUCUGAAUAUUUCAGGUCAACGAUCAGGAUAUAUCGAAUUGAUAAUUGAUGACUCAGAUAUCAUCGAAACUCAUGAAAGAUUCGAUUUUAGAAAUAAUGGAAUUAUUACACAGACUUUAUCAACAAAUAUGAAAGCAAUUUUUUCGAAGUAUAGUAUUGAUUUAUCAGAUAUCGACAGUGAAAAAAUGCAACAACUUAUUGAAAAUGAAAGAGGACAACACAAAAUAAAAAUAUACCUCAUUGAUGAAGAUGGUAUCAAAUCAAAUGAAUAUGAAUUCAAUUUUACCUUAUUAUGUUCAUUCAAACCACGUAUAUAUGAAUUUUAUCGUAGGUCUUCUCCAUGGAAUUUAGGAUCUUCUGCAGAGUUUUUAUUAAAUUUCGACAUAAAAUACAUAGCUGGUCCUAUUUCAAUUUACACUUCUUGGGAUGAAUCACCAAAAAGAUUUAAUAUAAAAGCAAAUAGUAGGGGUAUGUAUUUUUAUAUUGAAGCUCCAGAUAUACCAGGUGAACAUAUAUUAACAGUUUUUCUAAUGGAUGAAAAUGGUGUGAAAUCGGAUUCAAGAACAGAUAUUGAACAAUUUAAUGAUGACCCAAGAGUUUAUGAUACAGCACCUAGCAUAGAUAUAGCUGAUAGUCCAGAUUUCGUUAUCGAAUGCAAUGUAACAGGAUUAGAUCCUGGAAAAGAAUAUUAUAUUGGUUUAAAACCGAACAACAAAACAGGUGAAGUUCAAUAUUUCACUGCAAAUUCUAAGAGUGAAUUUGUAAUCGCUUCAAUCAAUGCUCACUGUGAUUCUGAUAAUCAAAAAUAUGAAGUUUAUAUUGGAGAAAAAGAUGGAACAGCAUAUGAUCAUAUAACAAAGGAAGUUCAUGUUGCAAAAUCUUAUAAACUCUUCAAUCCACAAAUUUUCGAGAUGAAAACGGAAUUCAUGAAAGGAGAAGUAUAUUAUAUCCCAUACAUCACUGGUAUCUGGUGUAGUUUUAAAUGUUAUUUCAAUGAUACAAUUUUGGGCAUUGGGAAUUUUGAUUUUUAUUAUUCAUCUAAACCAGAUUAUUAUAUUGCACGUUUAGAUAUUCCUUAUACGUAUGCCGGCCCAUACCGCGUUUCGAUGGUUUUCGAAUAUAGGGAUGCGUUAAACACGCCAUUUGACCGGGCGUACAUUUUUUUUGUUCGCCCAAAAAUUUCGCCAUUUGAGAAAUUCAAAAAUUAA
Trichomonas vaginalis G3 is the source of this 1281-nucleotide messenger RNA. Its product is annotated as protein ubiquitination. The coding region runs from base 1 to 1281 and encodes 426 amino acids. Lineage: Eukaryota; Parabasalia; Trichomonadida; Trichomonadidae. The record is from RefSeq and is a predicted model, not a curated record. The transcript has a single exon.